Messenger RNA from Balaenoptera musculus (blue whale), 1115 nucleotides. RefSeq names its product UTP--glucose-1-phosphate uridylyltransferase-like. Gene Ontology annotation, molecular function: UTP:glucose-1-phosphate uridylyltransferase activity. Gene Ontology annotation, biological process: glycogen metabolic process; UDP-alpha-D-glucose metabolic process. Gene Ontology annotation, cellular component: cytoplasm. The record is from RefSeq and is a predicted model, not a curated record. Lineage: Eukaryota; Metazoa; Chordata; Mammalia; Artiodactyla; Balaenopteridae.
GAUACAGAAAACAUGGAUGAAGAUACAAAAAAAAUACUACAGAAGUAUAAUCACUGUCAUGUGAAAAUCUACACUUUUAAUCAAAGCAGGUACCUGAGGAUUAAUAAAGAAUCUUUACUACCUAAAGCAAAGAAUGUAUCGUUCUCAGGGGAAAAUACAGAAGCCUGGUACCCUCCGAGUCAUGGAGAUAUUUACGCCAGUUUCUACAACUCUGGUUUCCUCGAUACCUUUAUAGGAGAAGGCAAAGAGUAUAUUUUUGUGUCCAACAUAGAUAAUCUGGGUGCCAAAGUGGAUCUUUAUAUUCUUAAUCAUCUAACGAAACCACCCAAUGGAAAACCUUGUGAAUUUGUCAUGGAAGUCACAAAUAAAACACGUGCAGAUGUAAAGGGUGGGACACUCACUCAGUAUGAAGGCAAAUUGAGACUGGUGGAAAUUGCUCAAGUGCCAAAAGCACAUGUUAAUGAGUUCAAAUCUGUAUUAAAAUUCAAAAUAUGUAAUACAAACAACCUAUGGAUCUCUCUGGCAGCAGUUAAAAGACUGCAGGAGCAGAAUGCUAUUGACAUGGAAAUCAUUGUAAAUCCAAAGACUUUGGAUGGAGGCCUGAAUGUCAUUCAGUUGGAAACUGCAGUAGAGGCUGCCAUUAAAAGUUCUGAGAACUCUCUAGGUAUUAAUGUUCCUAGGAGCCGUUUUCUGCCUGUCAAAACCACAUCAGAUCUCUUGCUUGUGAUGUCAAACCUUUAUGGCCUUAAUGCAGGAUCUCUGACAAUGAGUGAAAAGUUGGAAUUUCCUACAGUGCCCUUGGUUAAAUUAGGCAGUCCUUUUAUGAAGGUUCAGGAUUAUCUAAGGAGAUUUGAAAGUAUACCAGAUAUGCUUGAAUUGGAUCACCUCACAGUUUCAGGAGAUGUAACAUUUGGCAAGAAUGUUUCAUUAAAGGGAACGGUUAUCAUUAUCGCAAAUCAUGGUGACCGAAUUGACAUCCCACCUGGAGCAGUAUUAGAGAACAAGAUUGUAUCUGGGAACCUUCGUAUCUUGGACCAAUGAAUGAAAAAUGUUGUGCACACUUUAUACUAAUUAUGGGUUAAACAGUUUCUUACAAUGAAAUGUUCUCUAGGAUU